Molecule: messenger RNA, 1026 nt
Organism: Plasmodium yoelii
Lineage: Eukaryota; Apicomplexa; Aconoidasida; Haemosporida; Plasmodiidae
Exons: 3
Coding region: 1-1026 (341 amino acids)
Source: RefSeq, a predicted model, not a curated record
AUGGAAAAUAAAAUAAAUGAGUCAGAAUAUUUCUUUAAAAAACACAACAAAAUAUGUAAUAAGUUUGAUACUUUGAGGAAUCUUUUUCCUGAUGAAUUGAGUUCUGGAAAAUAUUACUUUAAAGCUGGACCGUCCAAGAGAUAUUGCCCUAAUGGAGGCUGCAAUAACGAUAUCGAUAAAAUUAAUGGGUAUUGCUUAUGGUUAUUUAAUCAAUUAUAUAAGGAUAAAAUAGAUUUUUCGAAUAAUGCAAAUGACAAUAUGAAUAUUGUUACAUACAUUUUGGGGUGGUUAAGUUAUAAGUUAAAUCAAAAAACAGAAAACAAAAUUACCACAUUAAACGAUUUCUAUACUACUUAUAUAAAAAAUGGCGAGGGAUAUAACAAUAUUAUAGAAAAUGUUACAAAAUAUAAAACUUAUAAGGAAAUUAUAGAUGGGAAUAAUAAAUUGAUGGAUAUUGAUAUUAAAAUUAUGUCUAAAUUUUAUCAUGCAUUUAAUAAUAUGUGUAAAAUGUAUAAUGAACUUUUAGAGGCGAAGAAAAAUGGGGAAAAAUAUUUAAAAUAUGUUAAUAAUUUUGUUGAAAAUUAUAAUACCCUGUUUAAUGAUACCAACAGUAAUCUAUUUAAACAAGUACUGUCUGGUGUAUCAAAUGAUUAUAAUUACAUAAAAAGUAAAUUAGAUGUUGAAUCUAUAAGGAAUCAAUUUCCAGAACUUUCAAAUGAAAGAACAGAAACACAAGUUUCUUCAAGUUCUAAAGAACCACAAAUAGAUGACUCCUCAAGUGGAACAUCAACAUUAAAUUCUAAAAUUGAAGUAUCAGAUUCUGAACCUGAAACAUUAAAUUUUGAAACUGAUGUAUCAAAUUCUGAAACGACACUAUUGAGUUCAUUGAUAAUAAACAAACUAAUUCCAAUUCCAUUUAUGUUUUUUGUAAUAUUAAUUAUAUUAGGAAUUGCAUACAAGUAUUCAUUAUUUGGAUUUCGGAAACGAUCUCAAAAACGAUAUUUAAGAGAAAAACUAAAAAAAUAA